AUGUCUUCUAAUGACACUUCCACAAUAGAACUAACAGAUCCAACUGACAAAGUUCCAUUCUUCAAAAAGAAAUCCAGACCAAACAAAAACAUUCGUAAACGUAAACAAUCCUCUCAUGAAGGCUCGUCCGACGAAGCAGGAAAGUCGGCAGUAGUCACAAAGGAGAGAAAAAUCGAUCCGAAUAGUCCGUUCGUACAAAUUUCCAGAAAGGAAAAACAGAAAGAGGACAUUUCUGUCAAGUUUUCAUCAAAUCAACUAGCAGCGCCAUUAACUGGUCAAGAUGUUGCAACUAGAAGUGCAGAAUGGGACACUGAGUUUGAUAAAGACGCACAGGCUCUAUUAGAGAAAAAAAUUGCGGCUGAGGAUGCCGCGGAUGACGACAAUUUGUACAGAGGUCAAACUGCGUACAAAACAUAUAUCAAAAAGCGCGAUACUGCUGCUGGAAGUGCUGCAAGCUCUAAAAUAAAGCAAGUUUUCAUUCCCGAAGCUGGACCCAUUCGGGCUCCAACAAAUAUAAGAGUUACAUCUCGUUUCGACUAUCAACCCGACAUAUGCAAAGAUUACAAAGAAACGGGUUACUGUGGUUAUGGCGAUUCAUGCAAAUUUCUGCACGAUCGUGGAGAUUACAAGACGGGUUGGCAACUCGAGAGAGAAUGGGAAGAGAUGCAGGGUAACUUGAGACGCAAUCAAAAUGCUUUCCUCAUCGAAAGCAGCGAUGAGGACAGCGAUGAUGAUUUACCAUUUGCCUGUAUCAUUUGUAGAAAGGAAUUUCAGGAUCCUGUGAUCACAAAGUAA
Molecule: messenger RNA, 795 nt
Organism: Paraglomus occultum
Lineage: Eukaryota; Fungi; Glomeromycota; Glomeromycetes; Paraglomerales; Paraglomeraceae
Source: the annotation of a GenBank genome assembly